CCUCGGGGUUCCUUCUGGCGUCCACACGGAAGCAGCCUAUCUACAAGGAACAGCACCAGAAGUACAAGAAACCCAGCAAAGGCCCCUCGACGGCAGCACGACCGCUCCAUUCCAUUCGGCCAUUCCGCCCCCAGCACAAAGCCCAAAACCCCUCUCUCUCCUACAUUUGUCAUCCACUAAAAACCCCCGCCUCGCUGCCGGCAUUCUCUCCAGCCAAAAGACUAAGCAAAAAAAAAAUCCCAGAUCGAAACCUUGUCUUAAAUUUGUUCACAAUAAUAACGUUAGCACGACUGGGAGUAUUAGGAGUGCAAGAAGAACGACAGAAUGGAGGAGGCGGAGUCGUCUCGGAAUGAGUGGAUGCAGCGCCUGAAAUUAUCCACCGGAACCUGUUCUUCUACUCUGCCGAACCUGCCCAAUAUAUUUGAUCUCUCCAGCUUCAAUUCUUCCUCCCAAGCCCGGGGGCCGCACUGCCCGCUGCCACCGAGUCCCAGCUUCAGCCCCGAGGCCAGCAAGCGCCCCGGCAUUCCGCCGGCCCACCCCACCCUCCCCCCGGCCCUCCCCCCUACCCCCCAGAUCCCCUCCGCCGCCGCCGCCGCCGCCGCCCCCUCCCACUCCCGCUCCCUCUCCCAGCCGGCGUUCUUUAACCUCGACUCGUUCGCCUCUCUGAGCCCCCCGUCCUCCUCCGCCGACGCUCCCAUGGAGGACCGUGUGACGGCCAGCUCCCCUACGCCCGCGGAAGCGCCGCUCGCCAGGUCGUCCUCCGGCCGGGCCUCUGGCGACGGGCUCCCGCCCCGCAAGGCCCACCGGCGGUCGCAGAGCGACGUACCCUUCGGGUUCUUCCAGUCGAGCCUCCCCAUCGCGGGAAUUCCUCCGCUGGCGCCGCAGCGGGCGCAGGGUUUCCUCGAGCGGUCGUCGUCGGCGAGGGAGGGGUUCGGGCCUGGUCGGCAGCCGCCGCAGUUCGUGAAGCAGGAGAACGAGUGGGAACGGGUUGGGAAUAGCAGAGCUGCGGGAAUCGGAGGACGGAAGCCGGAAGGGGAUUCAGGGGAUGAUCCGGUCAAUGCUUACAUGAAUUUGGACAGCUUGGAUGCUAUGAAUUCAUUGGGGACCGAGGAGAAGCGCGAGGACUUGGAUAGUAGGGCUAGCGGCACGAAGGCUGAUAGUUCUGAGAAUGAAUCAGAGAGCAGCGUUAAUGAGAGUGGUAGUAGCGUUCAGUUCCGGACACCUUCGACCGAGAAGAAGGAAGGGACUAAGAGGAGUUCUCCUGCAGAUCUGUCUCCGAUAAAUUCACGCCACUGUAGGAGUAUCUCGAUGGAUGGUUUCAUGGGCGAGCUGCAUUUUGGGGAUGAGUCACCGAAGCUGCCACCUUCCCUGGGCAAUCAGAUGGGUCAGCAUUCAAGGAGCGGCUCGAUGGAUGGGACAAGUAGCACAUUCAGCUUGGAGUUUGGGAAUGGUGAAUUUAGCGGUGCUGAUAUGAAGAAGAUCAUGGUGAAUGAGAAGCUUGCGGAGAUGGCGCUAACAGAUCCCAAACGAGUCAAGAGAAUUUUGGCCAACCGGCAGUCGGCUGCUCGUUCCAAAGAAAGAAAGAUGCGGUAUAUUGCUGAAUUGGAGCACAAGGUGCAAACCUUGCAGACAGAAGCGACCACAUUGUCAGCACAACUUACAUUAUUACAGAGGGACUCAACUGGACUUACCAGCCAGAACAGUGAGUUGAAGUUCCGACUUCAGGCCAUGGAGCAACAGGCACAGCUAAGAGAUGCUCUGAAUGAAGCACUGACUGCAGAGGUCCAGCGUCUGAAACUUGCUGCUGGAGAAAUCACGGAAGCUCACCUUUCGAAAAGCUUGAAUCAGCAAAUGUCAUUGAAUCCUCAGUUGUUUCAUCUGCAGCAACGGCAGUCACAACAGCAGCGGCAUCAGCAAUCUACUCAGAUUCCUCUCUUUCAGUUGCAGCCACAGCAGCAGCAGCAUACUGAUGCUGCUGCAAAGCUUGAAUAAAAAAAAUAAUAUGAAGCACUACAUGAAUACCAUAGAAAACAAAUCAAAAGGGGCUGCAUUUGGUUCUGUUUUGUCAUCUUUAAUUUCAGUCAACUGUCUGAAGUCAAACAUCUCGAUGUUUCUGGAUGCAUAGAGCAUAUAUACCAGAAGGGUAGUAAUUCUGUUUACUUAUUCAAAUAUUAUGACUUUUAUGUGGUCCGUAGGUUUAUUUUAAUGGCAGAAUUAAUUGUUUUGUAACUAAAUGUUUAUUUGUUGAUGUUGUUGGACAAAAUAACUAUUAGAGAAAAAUGUUCUCUCAUACAUAUAUUGCAAUUGGUAAUAUCAUAGUACUAA
This is a messenger RNA of Elaeis guineensis (African oil palm), 2325 nucleotides long. Its product is annotated as bZIP transcription factor 29. Gene Ontology annotation, biological process: regulation of DNA-templated transcription. Lineage: Eukaryota; Viridiplantae; Streptophyta; Magnoliopsida; Arecales; Arecaceae. The record is from RefSeq and is a predicted model, not a curated record. Gene Ontology annotation, molecular function: DNA-binding transcription factor activity. Gene Ontology annotation, cellular component: nucleus.